CAGCUUUCUUCCGCCCAUGCGACCGCCUAAGAUGGAGGACAGGUGUGAACGGACUCCUAUGAGUAGGGGGCAAAGAAGUUACGUGGAUGGCUGCAACGUAUCAUAUGACAUGUGGAGUGCAUCGUGACAGCCACAAUGAGUGCUUCAGUGGCUAUCCUUCCGGGAUGUCAGGCACUGCUUUGUUUCCUGGCCAUCAUACUCCAACUAGUUUCACUGCCUGCAUCAUACUGGGGGACGUUUGCUGCGAAAUAUGACUACGGGUCCGUAUUUGAGCGAGGCCAUUUUGGGCUGUGGACCGUGUGCUCGGAGCGUAUUCCUUUCUUCUACGAGGACUGCAACAGUCUGGACACCUAUCUGAAGCUGACUGGGCACAGUUCGGCUGCGGGGAUUAUCGGGGUGGUCCACCUACUUUGCCUGCUGGUUUUCCUUCCACUAGCUGUCGUUCGAGUAGUACAAGUCAUGCGGAACCUCGAAGACGGCUGCAUCAUCGCUCGCGUCAUGUGCCUUACCAAGAUCACUGUUGCCGCGGUGACCUUGACGCUAGCGGUGGUGGUCGUGAUCCUCAGUAGCAUCGGCACGGAUCAACCAGGGUUCUACGAAGUGCAGAAGGGCUGGGCCUUUUGGGUACAGGUGGUUGUCCUCGUCGUAGAUAUCUUCCUGGUCCUCAUCUGCUCUCUGGAAAACAUUCAGCACUGGCGUCUGCAGACUCUCCAGGAGGCCGCAACGUCCAGCAACUACCAGGACGACGACUUCUCCGAGACGUACAGCAACCCAAAUUUUGACCAACCUCCGUACGAUCCGCGUCAAGGGGUAGACGGGCAGAACGGCAGCGCAAUGUGCCCCACGCCUUCUCCCGUACCCCCUUCCAAGCGUGAUCCCCCAGGUGAGCCAUACUACGGCGACCUACACAGUGCGAGCAAUGGAAGGAACGGCACUAUUUUGAGCUCCGGCAGCCGUACGGUGAUAGCAGUCAAUGAUUUAACCUACCCCAACCCCGCGUUUGCGGAGCAGUCGCCAAAGAAUAAGAAGAAGCCCGACGAGCCAUCGUACGUUAACACGUAAUGGCGGUUGUACGUGUCCGAGUCUUUGGAACUCGACAGAGCUUAAGAAGUCAUAGCCAAUCCUGGAUCCAAGCCAUCGUGAAUCUCAAGCUUUAUUUGAACCUCCUCCAGCCGUUUCAUUUCUGCAGUGUCUCGCAUAGUUGCAUUAAUGUCGCUUCUCCCAUUCAAUCCAAUCGUCAGAACUCUGUUGUUAGAGUUCAGCCUGGAGCUCAGGGAGUGUAGCACUAAGUAAGGCAUUUUUUGUUUCUCUCUCUCUCUCUCUUUAAUGUAGAGUCAGAGUUUUUUCCUUUUUUCUUUUUUUUUCAUCACCCAUUCUGUAGGAAAAAUUUCUCCUUACUAAAUGAAAGAUGCCGUUAUCUUGAAAGCAACGCAACAGGUACGAGAUUCAUUCGUUUCAUUGUUUAUGACCUAUGUGCAAAUGAAACUGCAAUCUAUGCUUUCCCUUUGGCCUCCCAUUGGUUUCCUCAAUCGAUUUGCCCAAUCCAUACGGCAGAUAGUUUGAGGAGACCAAUGAAACGCUGCGUGAAGAAGAGAGAAAGUGCAGGUUACGGUUUUGUUCGCGUAUAAAUCACAAACAACAACUUCUUUCAACCUUCGAGGAGAAAUUUUUGCACUUUAGUGCCCCUUUAACAAACAAACAUGGGGCCUGUGAAGUAAGAGUAAAAUUUACUCAUUUGAAACGCACAAGGUGAAUGGGAUGACUGAAGCGAGAGUGGAGAAAAACUCCUAACCCUGUAAGCAGCAUGCCCCCUUGGUGUACACAUAGGGCUUGGACUUUUUUGGGAUUAUACCCGAUUACGCCUGAUCUUUAUCCCCCGAAUCAGAGCAGCAAAAACAGGGUUUAGCCCGACAUUUCCCCGAAAACUGCUGGACCAGGGAGAUCCAAAGUCAUCGCAACCAACGUAGAGCUUUGGAGACUGUGUUGUAAAUGCAUAAAUAUGAUCAUACAAACUGUGAAAACAGAGACCCUGCAGCAUCUUAGAUGCAUGGACUAAAUAUUGAUACUCUGUUUCUACUGGUUUACCAUGUGUAUUAUGCCGAGUAAGCAGAAGAUUUACACCCGAUUCAAUCCGAUUAAACCAGAAUUGGGUUGAAUGGGGUUCAGUUCAACCCGAUUAUACAGCAAAAUAUUAUAAGCAAAAUAUAACACGGUAUUUAUCCCCCGUAUGUUGCUGGAAAAUAUAACCCGAAAAAGUCUGGCCCUUUGUAUACAGCGCAUUCUGAUAAUUGGUGCUUCCUGGCGUUCCGUCUGUGGGUGUAACCCUCUGUUUCAAAAUUAUUUGAAACUUUUUUUUUUCUUUCACUCUUUAUCUGUUUUGCAACACGACUUUAUGACACCAUUUUUUUCUCAAAAAAAGAUUCAAUUGACAUCACAUGUGGCAUGUCGAAGAAUGGUUAUCGCAUGCCUUCGUUCGUCGAUGGCAGUAUGUGGCAUUUAGUAGUACUUUUAAAACCACCAUUUCAUAAUCUUGGUAUUGCAUAAUGCUGUCAUUGAAGGUCAUCCUAAAUGGGCACAUUUCUUUGUGAACAUUGUACAUACUCACCUUGUGUUGUCUGCAAGAGGAUAUGGAAAACUGUGAAGGCGAUCAAAAAGGGUGGGUGGGUUUUACAGUGAGAGAUUACCUUGUAAUCAAUCUUGCUGCUUACAGCAGGUCUGAAGCAGAUAUAUUUUUAUUACAUUCGCAGUAUUUAUGAUCAUUGGGUGUUCUGUGGUGCUGUUGGACACAUCCCAAGGAAUUUCAGUGGGUGCUCAAGCACCAGAGGUCUCGAUUGCGAUGACACCAAUGUUUUUCAGUCAAUUGAUAUCUGGCUGCAAUGCACAGCAGGAACUUUUUACAGUGGCCAUAUUCAUGGUGGAUUAAUUUAUAUACAGGACUGUGAAUUUUUCACAGGAAUUGCAUUUAUUCCAAUUUAAAAGCAUUUAAAAUGUAUACAGUGUGUAUACCGUAUUUUCACGCGUAUUAGCCGCGGCUUAUGCGCGAUUUUUUUUUUCGCGGACGCUCUGCGGCUAAUCCACGGGUGCGGCUUAUCUGAUGGCUAUUUUUCCCUGGUAUUUUCCCCAUACCCCGGAUUAAACGAAAGGGCCGACAGUGCCUCAUGUUUUUCGAAACAGGAUCGCCCUGCCAGUGCACGAACAAUACCGAACAGGGGCGGGUCUACAUUCGAGUGGACUCACCUUCCGAAUACAUUCCCCCACGCAGCUUUAACAAAAGGGGUGACAGUGAUUAAUGUCUCCUGGAACACCACUAACUUGUCAAUCCACCAAAAACACGCAACAAGGGCACAAUCCGAUCAUAGUAGAACACUAGAACUGACCUCCUUUGUUAUACAUCAUGCCUAACCGGAAUGUGGACCACAGGGUUUAUGGCCUUCCCUACGGUCUCCUUUGUCGGCAGACCCACAGGAAGGGUUCAAUACACCUGACAUCGGGAUAAAACGUGGUCAGCUAAGCGUCAGUUCUCAUUUGACCUGAGCAGCAGCAUUCGUGGACACGGCAGUUAUAGGUAAGGCAUGGCUCCAUCGCGGCGGCACAGCUACGACAGCGGCUUCAAACUAAAAGUCGUCGACGUCGCGGACCAGCACGGGAACAGGGCAGCUGGCAGGGAGUACGGCGUCGACGAGCGUUGACAGUCUCUAUUGAUUUUGUUUGUGCAUCACUGGUUUAGCGCACAAAGCGGUCGCGUCGUAUUACCCGCGGCUUAUCUGUGAGUGCGGCUUAUCUGCAAAAACAUUUUCAAAAUGUAUCGAAAAACAGGUCCUGCGGCUUAUACGCGGUGCGGCUAAUACGCGUGAAAAUACGGUACUUGCAUAAUUAAUGCGCUUCCACAAUUAAUGUGAGCGCCCAAAUGCUGGCAAUUUUCUCUUCCUCGCGCAUCUAAUCCACCUCGACUUCCACUGGCGUUGCUCGUAUUGCUGACAGCCACCGCAGCAUCAUAGGAAAAGCGGGGGGCACAACGGUGCAUCUUGUAGAGGAGGAGGAGGAGGAAGGCCAUGCUAGCCAACAAAUGAGUCAGACUUUUAAAUAUGGAAGCUUAGGCAGCCUGAGCCGAAGCCGACCUGAUCCAUCAGUUUGCCUGCAUAUGUUGUAUUUUAUCAAUGAGCAUUUUAUCAAUGCUCAACUUUGUUGCACCCAACCCACAACUAAAUACGUGCUUGGAGACAAAUCGAGAUAAGAAGACAUGGAAGUCACAGAAGACAUCACAGUAAGCAUUUGCUUACUGUGAUGCAGCAUUUAUGGGGUAGCCUGUUUGAGUUUGACAGGAUCCUAAAGAAGUUGACCUUUUAGAAGACCAGAGUCUAGGUUGUGCAAACAGAUCUUGACGUGAUGUCAUGCACAGGCAGAGCCAGAAUAUUUUUGCUUUUGCAUUUAGCUUGUGGUGUUUGUUACUUUGUAAGGAGGUAGGUAUGCCUCACCAGCAUGUACUUGAGAAGAGCAAUACGUUUGUUAUGCAUUGCCAGCUAUGUGCUUACAGGGGUUGUAACCAAAGGAAGUGCCUGGCACCUGCACAUGCUUGCGAAGCGGCAUAUGCUGGUGUCGUAGUGUGUAAGGAGUGGAGUUCAAAGAUUGUUAUGCAAGUAGCCUUAUACCCUGCCAUGUUGUUGAAGUCUUUGGAGACGUUCGUUGUUGUUAUGCAAUGGCUGUUGUGAGAGAAAGCAGUCUGUCCGUCUGUCUGUCACAAAAGUGUUUCUCCACAGUGGCAAUGUUCAGCUGCCGAAUGGCUGUCGCUGGAGGUAUGAAGUUGAACGGCAACAGGAUGUGCAUUUUAUAUACGCAUGUUGAAAGUUUACGCACGCUUUCGGUCGUAGUCUACAUUCCAGUCAAGUGAUCAUCUGACCUGUCAAAGGCUUCUCAGGUUUUUGCAAAAGCUUUUUCCUUUCCCAUUUCGUGUGUGGUCUGAUGGCAGGAUUUGUACGAGGUAAAAAAACUAGCUAACUUGUUCAGUCUGAAUGAGCUUGAGCUGUCCUGUCUGCGGCAGUAUUAAGAUGGUCUAUUUAUUGUUGUGGAGCACAAUCACCGAGGCACAGUACAGGGUUAUUGCUUCAACUGUGUCUCCCAUGUUUACAGCCACCAGUGCACUGUCAUCAGAAAGUCAAUACGCUAUGCAAGUAGGUCAGCCUUUCGCGCAGCCCCUCAGCUUUUCCCUUUCCCCUUGUGCACAUAGAACAGUCUCAUUGUAUCGCUCUCAAAUAAGGUACCACAACAACUGCACAUGAAGUCCAUGUUGCUUCAUCAUUAUCGCCAUGGUGUUGUGGCCCGUCUGCGAAUGUCCCCCUAUUGCUGCUUUCUGAGUGGACAGGGGACUUUUUGUCACAUGCUUUCUCCAACCUUUGCUUCCUCUCGUGUGCAGAGACCUACUUCGUGACGUAUUCCCUGUAGUUUUCAAAUCCUAAGCUGUGUGAAGCUCCAGCUGGUGGCAGAAUAUGGUUAUUACGCCUUUUCAAUAAUGUGGCAGCAUGCAUGUCGUGGCCCUCCAGUGUCGUUUAUCACAUCAGUACUCUGUUGUUGUAACAUUGUAGGUACAUAUGUCGUAUCAUGGAAGCCAUUUGCAAUAAUUUGUCCGAAGUGCUGUAGAAAAUCGAACACCAUGACAUGACCACUCAGACAUAUGCUAGACAUGAGAAUAGGCAAUGACAACAAGGCAACAGUGCAUCAUAUAAGCCGCAUAAUGCCUUGUGCCCACGAACAAGCUGGUCCGACGACUUAUCCUGAAACCACAUUAUUGAGAAUCUGUACAUGAAUUCCACAUUCCCUGCUGGGGAAUAACUGCUAGGACUGUAUUUGGAUUGUUUGGCAGCUUGUGUCAUCGUUACCAAAAUUUGAUAAGAAGCUUGACCUUCGAAAUUUUUCGACGAUCACGGUGUUGUCCUUUAUGUAUAUGGUUGUGAGCUGUCGUACUUGGGCAUUGUGACCACUGUCUUGCUCACUUUCAGUUUUUGGCAUAGAAUGUACCAUGGAGAGCUUGUUCGACUAAAAACUAGUGUUCUGGAAGUUCCAAACAUGAUCACAUCACACUGUCACAUGUGCACAAGAAGUUGUAACUUGGUCACGUGACUCACUUUACCGCCCCUCCUCUCGUCCUUCUGUCGUCGCUAACUAGACUCAUGAACGAAGGAGCGUUACAGUACAAAAACAAUUAAUCAAUCAAACCAAUUUUGCACUGUAUACUUUCCCUAUAGCCUGAGUAUUUCCACCACGGUUGAUAAGCACCAGCUCGCCCUCCACACGUGAUAUGCAAUGCCAGAACCGAUUAUGCGUUACGAUUUUCUGAGGCCUUGCAACGAGGCAAUCCGCGUGCCUCACAUUGUGUACUCCUCAAAGUAUUGUUUCUCUAUCUGAUGCCAAAGUAUCAUAAAAUUAACUUACAGUUUUGAGAAAUAUGACAUCACAGGGUGCGUAAUCUGAUAUUCAUCUGGCAGCAUUGCAGCUCGAAGGCCGAUUUACGUCCCCUCACGACAAUUGCUGGAAGUCUUCCAACGUGGGGCGGAGAUCGAAGAUCGGAAAGGUGCGCGUGCCGUUAGUAGGAGGUAGACACCGCGGAGCCGGCGGUGACGUCACCAACUCUUGGAGAAUCCGAAACUAUGAAGUUUUGUGGUUUCUUUCGAAAAUUCGUGGAGGCGCGUAAUGUUCACUGACGGCGUUCAUAUUUUGCGUACCAAGUCUGAGCGAAGUUUAUUUAUGCGACAGCAUUAUUGGACCACCCCCACGGAAAUCCCAGUGGUCCGCGCCGAAAGCUCCGCUCGGACGAUAGAUGGCGCCACGGGAACCGUGGCCGCGAAGGCGUUUAGCGUUUGUGGCAAGGUAUUCAGAGUGACUCCUCCCGUAUACAGCUCUGCGUGCAGAGGGUAGCCUGAGAACCGGCUGGCGGCACCCCAUAUAGUUUCACAUCGUGCGACUGAGAGACGAGGAGUGCCUGGUAAAGCAUAACGCCGGGCGUGUUAUCGCUAGGCGGCUGCGGGCGUUAUAUUAGACCCCUAGCGGUCCUUUGGGUUUCUUGAAUAAUAAUUAAAUGUUACUCUUUCAAGCAAGACUGCCAAUGCGGGAGAGCGACGUCUUGCUGGCGACGUCGCGGCGUGGGUCUGCCGACAUGAACAAAACGAUCGUUCUCGGAUUUCCCGUGUUGGUUGCCGUUGUCUACCCGUUGCAGUAAAUCCAUUUAGGCCUGUCGUUAUCCUCGCAGGUUUCAUGUGAAUGCUUCAGAUCGUUAAAAUCAAUGGCUCUCGAAAUACAUGGUAAAAAAGAAAGAAAAAGCUAGUGUGAUUUAUGCGUCAUCCACUCGAGGUGCCUGCCACCGGUAACGACAGACAAUCGACUUUGUUUUAUGGUGAACUUGCCACGCUGAAACGUACCGAUUCUGUUUGCUAGAGGACUGAACAGGCUGACGUGCUCGGGUUAUAUAACGUGUUUCAGCACUCAUAAGUCGUUACUCCGCAUAUGCUAAACCCGUGUACACAACGAAGAAGAAACAAAUAAGAUCGGCUCGAAAAAAAAAAAAGGUAUCAUCUCAUUCGGUCCGGUGGAUCUUAUUUCUUGACGUCAAACUCCACAGCGCGUUAUCCUCUCUGGCAUUACAUCGUUCAUAACGCAUUGCAGUUCUGCUCCCACAUUUUACCCAUAUCUGCAAACCGAUUCAACCUAGCAGUGCAACGAUUGUUAUCGCUUUGCUCCUUGUUGCAUCAGCAGGGAGACCGCUAAUUUUUUUUAUUACGAAAUGAAACACAUUCUUUUCAAGCGCGUAGUGGCACUUUAAGGUGUAAACUGGACUUUCGAAUCAUAGCACCUGUUCAAGAUAAAUAUUCUCGUUCUCGACGAAAACAGCGUCACACUUGGACCCACUGGGGCGAGGUGCCAGUGUCGCGGGAUGAGCUCGAGAACAUCCCCAACGAGCAUCCGCUGCUUGCUGACACUAGUUACCGGCAUGACCGUGAACGUGCGAAAGCCUGACGCAGCCACUCCCCUGAGGCUUCAAAACCUUGACUGCGACGAAGUUCGAAGCGAAGUGGUCGCCCCCCCACAGCGGUUGGCACGGCCUUCUCGUUUGCUCAUUCAAGCUUACGCUCGGCGAAGAUUGACCGCCGAUAAUACGUGAAGAUAACGAUCAGCGUAAGCAGUAGCUUUCUGGCUGCGAGCGCUUCUGCGUGUGAGAAAGAACACGCCCCGUGUAUCACAAACUAACGUGGUUAGCGCAGUAGCGGCGAUGUCUGCGGGCAUGGAGAGGCGUGAUGUUUGCUCAGGGGCGAAUCUGCCUGUCCUGGACUAUAACUUCGAGGAAAAAAUCGCGUGAAGGCUGUCUUGAAAACAGAGAAGUUGACCAUUACUAUAACAUGAUGUUGCCAUUUCGUGCAUGCUUCGCUGUUGAGAUCAAACCGCGACGAUUGCUGGUGGGAAUCGAAAAUGACGGUGCAAGCAACGCCGUCGCAAGCUUCAGAUCGUGACGUCUUGACUGUAAAUCUGACAGUGACCGACGGAUGGUCUCUAUAUUCAUCGUCGUACCAGUGAUUUGGGUACCAGUACCGCGUAAAAAUUUUCUUUGAGAAAAUGCGUGAUCUGUCAGGAACGAAAACGAAUGUGCGUUACACAGGGUGAAAGCGCUGCACCCAGGGUUUGAGACCGUAUUGUGGAGACUGUGUGGGCGGCACGACUGGCAGCAACCGACGACGGCUCGUAUGCACGAUUAUACGGCCGCCGAGCUGCGUUGUUCAGACCAGUUUCACACGACCGUUUUUCUCGUCCGUGUUUUUAACGGGAGCAAAACGGACCCAUGAGAACGUACGGGGCUCGAUUGCCCUAAGCUUCUAUUUUUGAAGGGAACGGAUUCGUGAAAGAGCUCGUCUGCAUCAGACCAUCGCAGCAGAAGGCGUGUGGCUACGAGUAGCAACCAGUGAUUUAUCCACCCCCACACACACCCCACCUACCCACACACCCCAAAAAAUAAUCUGGUAGACGCACCCCUAAAAUUUUGUACGAUUACGCAAUAUUUCGUCAAAGACGAUAAAAUUACGUGGGCGUAGCCUGCAUGUUGUGACGUAACACAGCCCUUGCGGCGAGGCUCGUUUAUAUGGCUACGAUCGCUGAUUGGUGGGACCCUUAAUAAUACGUCACGUCGGUUGGCUUUUCCCGUGCUGCAAGUGUAACUCGUCGAUUUGCAGCGAAGUGUUCACCGGUGACACACUAAAUGCUACCAUGAUUAAGCGUAAUCAUGCGUAGCACUUCUCCUAGUCAAUGCUGUAGUGAGACGUCAAUGUCGUGUAAGGACUGUGGGCUUCAUGCUUGUUGCCGAAGAAAAUGGAACUGUUCAGAUAUAUUGUGCCAGUGAGCGUUGUCGUUCAGAUAGGUUAUUUAGGAGAUGCCAUGAAAUUAAGUUGUAGUCAGUGUCUCGGUGUUCCCCGUUCAAUGAUAUCUAGUAGAGAAGUUUGUGCAUGCGAUAUCUUUGUUCAUGUUUUGUCCGCCACAAUGCCACUUCAGAAACAUUCCAUUUCUUGAACACCUUUUAUUGAUGUGAGCGCACAACUGUUGUCCUAUGCGUCACUUUUUGUGACACCUUGACGUGACAUGUUCAAGCGUAUUUACAUUCGUUUUUAACUUCCUGAGUUAUCAGAUAUGCAUACUUUCUUUCGGAUGUUGUGUUUAUUGUGUUUGUUUAUUGCGAUGAUCCACGCGUCAUUCUUGAGCGGACUUUUCUAAGAAAGAGGUACCCGUGCGAGAGGCCUGGAUUUUUUGCUGCGUUAUGACAGUUCAGUUUCACAAUAUAAAUCGGGACUGUUUUAGUUUCGCUGUACAAAACGAUAAACACCGCAACUACUGUUCUUAUCUUUUUACCACUUGUGUCAACCGAACAUGACUUAAAGUUUCCACAUUCCCUGAUUUCGGUGUAAAUGAUAUAAGAAAAAUAAUUGUAAACUUCGAAAUUCCUGUAGGGUAGGCUUCCUUUGCACCCUCUGUGUUAUACGGGUAAGCAGACUCCCCGAACGCGAUAUUUGGAAGAUGGAUUUCUCGGUGUGCCAUUUUAUGCUGUUUUCUUUGAGAUCAAUGAGCGUAAAUGCCGUGUACAGGGAUUGAUUAAUUUCAGUUACACAUUCAGUCGUCACCGAAUUGAACUGCCACCGCCAGCAAUCGGAUGACGUGCUUUUCGAACAUUUUACACUGACUCUCGGAUCGACGUAUUUCUUCGUCUAUUUUCGAUUCAGUCUAGGAAUGUGAUUUUUUUUUAUAUAUAUCACAUCGCUUAUUGCGUCCAGACAUUCCGAAAGUAUCAAUAUAUACAAGUAAUGUUUUUAAAGGAAUUUUGUGUACAUAAAAUGACAAAUUCGUGUGCAAAGCGCGGCGUGCCUUCUAAUAUGGGUCGAUAUUUAUUUUUGUCUUCAAAGUUUAUCACUUGCGCCAGGUGGUUUUGUACAAUAACAAAUUUGAGUUGUGCUGUAUAUUUCUGUGAUGGGCCGGCCUUCUGUGUGCAUUUGCAUUCUUGGUGGGGCCAAUGUGUGAACGAUGCAACAUUUUCCUAAAAAGAUUGCUCUGAGGUCGACAGGAUUGCAGCAGAGUGUGUCACAUUUGUAUGCUUCUCUUUUAUAACAUUCUGCGUGUAUUUUAUUGAAUCUCGCGGUUACGUUAAAACGUACGUUGUGAGUACGCAAGUUGUGCACUUUGUGAUCUUUUGUCACUUUACACGCGUUAACAUUUGUAAUUUUUAUGAAAUUGUGUUUUAAUAAAAGGGUAAGCUUGCGUUGUCA
Molecule: messenger RNA, 10787 nt
Organism: Ornithodoros turicata
Lineage: Eukaryota; Metazoa; Arthropoda; Arachnida; Ixodida; Argasidae
Exons: 5
Coding region: 136-1062 (308 amino acids)
Source: RefSeq, a predicted model, not a curated record